Molecule: messenger RNA, 1632 nt
Organism: Talaromyces marneffei
Lineage: Eukaryota; Fungi; Ascomycota; Eurotiomycetes; Eurotiales; Trichocomaceae
Exons: 1
Coding region: 1-1632 (543 amino acids)
Molecular function (GO): hydrolase activity, acting on carbon-nitrogen (but not peptide) bonds
Source: RefSeq, a predicted model, not a curated record
AUGAAGACUAUUUUCACCAACGGGCACUUCUUCACAGGUAAGGGGACGGAACAGGCAGACGAGGCCGUGUUUGCGGAAUGCAUGGUGGUCCAAGAUGACACCAUUGUCCAUGUCGGCCAGUCAACAGAUGAAGUCGUUUCCCAUGCCCGCCAGAACGGUGCUGUCGUUCAAGACCUGAAGAAGAAAUACGUGCUUCCGGGCUUUAUCGACGGACAUAUGCAUCUGCUCCUGCUCGGUCAGGCACUCCAGAAACUGGACCUGGACGGAUGCAACGACCUGAGUGAAAUCCGGGACAGAAUCAGCGCGUACGCCAGACAGAAUCCACAGGUUCCUCGGAUUUUGUGCAAAGGCUGGAUGCAGAGUAUGACUAACAACGAGGCUCUGGCGUCAAUGCUGGAUGAUCUCGACCCGCGGCCGAUUUUAAUUGAUGCCAAAGAUCUGCAUUCAACGUGGUGCAAUACUGCUGCUCUUCAAGAACUCAAGGUCGACGAGAUGGCCGAUCCGCAAGGCGGCACCAUCCAUCGCGAUAGUAAUGGCAAGCCAUCGGGUCUUCUAUCCGAGGCUGUGGUCUUUGCCAUGAUCUGGCCGCAUCUUGCGCGUGCUGCUUCAAUGGAAGAGAAAUUGAAUGCGUUGAAGGGCGCAAUCAGCGCAUAUACUGCAUCCGGAUAUACGGGUCUAGUAGACAUGGCCAUGGAUGAGAAUACAUGGGAGGCUCUUCUCGUCUUGCGACAGCAGCAGCAGAGCGGAAAAUUGAAUCUGCGUAUUGCUGCACAUUGGUUGAUAGUGCCAUCGGCAGACUCGGAAGCAGAUCUGAAGCAAGUCGAGAGAGCAGCUGAGCUUCAUGCCAAAUACAACUUGGAGAACUCUCCAGACUUCCGCAUUGCAGGUAUCAAAGUCAUCUGCGACGGGGUGGUUGACGGGUGUACAGCAGCACUUCUAGAGCCGUAUACCCUCAACGGUGUCUCGUGCGAUCCUCUCUGGCCUCAGGAGAAGUUGGCCCCUGUUGUCAGUCGCGCGGUCAAGGCAGGCCUUCAAUGCGCCCUUCACGCGAUAGGUGAUAAGACGGUGCAUAUGGUUCUUAACGUGCUCGAAGCCCACGGUACUCGCGAUGGACGACACCGAAUCGAGCAUCUUGAAAUGACGACUGCUGAAGAUGCAGCACGGUUAGGAAAGCUAGGUGUUACAGCGUCAGUACAGCCGGUACACUCAGACCCGGAUAUCCUGCGAGCAUGGCCAUCGCUUAUUGGACAUGAUCGAUGUCGUCGUGCAUUUGCAUAUCGGGACUUUGUUGACGGGGGUGCAGCUAUAGCAUUUGGUUCCGAUUCGCCCACGGCACCAUUCAAGCCUUUACCAAAUGUAUACACAGCGACGACGAGACGAUCCGCUCGAUUGCCUGAGUCUGAGGAGACUGUCAAUCCACAUUUUGCUUUGCCACUUGUUACGGCUUUUACUGCGGCGACGACAGGCGCUGCGUAUGCAUGUUUCGCGGACAAGCUUACGGGGAAACUGGAAAAGGGAUUGAAGGCGGAUUUUGUGGUGGUGGAUAUGGAAUGGUCAAAGGAGAGAUUGUUACAAGCGGCCGUGGAUGAGACUUGGUUUGAGGGAAGAAAAGUCUUUAAUAUGCAGGGGUAG